UAGUUAGUGUUACGAACCGUGGGUUUCUGUGUCGAUGGUCAUGGGAUGUUGCCCCCACAGCCGCGAGGCGCAGCAGGAGCUUCGGCAGGGGAACUCCCGCUUUUCUUCGAUGCCUUUGAGAUACCGCGACUUGAAGUGGAAGUCUACGUGACAGGGUUGGAGGAGUCGAAGGAGGAGCAGGAGCAGGUGUUGUUGCUGAUCGCGGAAUAUUUGGUCGUAGGUUGUGCCUCCCCAAUGUGCGUCGGAUGUCCCUGGAAAUUGAUGCCGAUUUGUAAUAGGGUUUUCGAUACAUCGAAAGCGCGGGACAAGUAUGAGUAGGGUUUUGGCUGUGUGAGCAUUUUAGGUGAGUGUGUAAGGUAGUAGUGCUGUCGGUUAGUGCGACGUUGAGUAGUGUAGCGAUGGAGAGGCAAGGUAUGAACUCUGAGGUUGAGGCAGAAGGGAGGGUGAAAUCGCUGGGGUACAAAGUUCGUGCGGCUUCGAAAGAGUCCCAGGCGCAACGUGCUUCUCAGAUACUUGAUUCCGACCUCCGCACGCAUUGGUCCACUGGCACUAAUGCUAAAGAGUGGAUUCUUCUUGAGUUGGAGGAGAGUUGCCUAUUAUCUCACAUUCGGAUUCAUAAUAAGUCAGUUCUGGAAUGGGAAAUUUCUAUUAGUCUUCGUAAUAAGCAGCCAGAAACAUUUCUGAAAGUCCGGCCCCGAUGUGAGGCACCUCGAAGAGACAUCAGUUACAACAUAGGUCACCUGCCAUGUCGAUAUGUGCGAAUUGCCUGUUUGCGGGGCAACCCAAUCGCCAUCUUUCAUGUUCAGCUUAUGGGUAUAUCAGUUCCAGGUCUGGAACCAGAGUUACAGCCUGUUGUGGACCAUUUUCUUCCCCAAAUCAUUGCUCGAAUUAAGGAGCCUCAUGACAUACAACUGCAGCUACUUCAAGAUAUUUCUGUCCGGUUGUCUCCUUUUCUACAACAACUGGAGAGGGACCUUUCAGUUUCAACUGAAGCAAUGGAUUCAACUAUUCGUUUUCUUGCGAUGUUGGUUGGGCCAUUUUACCCGUUUUUAGCAUUGUUUAGAGACAAUGAUAAAUCAGCUAUCAAUGGAGUAGACGAGGAGACGGGCAAAAACAGCCUGGCUUCUGUCUUUACAGUUUCAUCAAACUUUCAGGCUCCACCGAAACGCAUCCGUAGUCCAGGACUGUCUACCCAAACUAGUAGCCAAUCUUUAGCAUUGCGGCCGAAUUCAGUCAUUUUGCUGCUGAAACUCGCUUACAAGGACGUCUUUCUCAGCAACGUCUGUAAGAAGGUGGCCAGACUUUUACGCAAAUUAAGUCUGUUGAACGCGGAAAUUUUACCAGCAACCGCAGAUUUGGUAGGACCGGGGAAUGAAGAGAGCCCUACAGUAAAUGAAACUCCUCCCAUGCGACCAACCGACUAUUCCAAAUUAUUUGGGGAGGAGUUUUGUGUUCCAGACGAUGAUAGUCUAGAUUUGAGCUCUGCUAGUACGUUGGAUAUAUCUGUUGUGGAGGAAGCGUUGCUUCAUUUGCUGUUUGCAUGUGCAACACAGCCUCUAAUGGUUCGACGGCUAGCGGAUGCGAAAUCUGACCUAUCACCUGUCCUUCCCCUACUACGAUCACUUCUUCCUGCUCUCCGUCCCCCAUCCAGCACUGCAGCUAAUUCGGACAUCGUGGAUGAAACAUUUUGGCAAUGGCAAGCUCCGCUUGUGCAGCGGGCUUUGAAUCAGGUGGUGGCGCUAGUGACCGCGCCCUCGUAUCGUCCACUUCUUGAUGCCUGCGCUGGAUACCUUUCUGCUUAUUCUCCAGCUCAUGAGAAAUCAGCCUGUGUGCUGAUUGAUUUAUGUGUAGGCCCACUUGCGCCGUGGCUAACUGUGAUUAUCGCCAAGGUUGAUUUGGCAAUUGAGCUCUUGGAGGACUUACUAGGCAUCAUUCAGGCAGGUCAAGAGGCUCCUGCACAAGCCCGUGCAGUUCUGUUGUAUAUAAUGCUAGCUCUUUCUGGACAUGUGGAUGAUAUUCUUAGUAAGUACAAGACUGUGAAGCACAAGCUUUUAUUUUUGAUAGAGAUGCUGGAGCCUUAUUUGAUACCGGCUAUCAUACCAGUAAAAAGCACCAUCGCUUUUGGGGAUGUAUCAGCUGUAGUCUUGGAAAAACAUGAAAAGACUUGUGCUUUGGCCCUGGAGUUGCUGCAUACUGCUUUGCAGAAACCAUCCAUCUUGCCUGCAAUGGAAGCUGAGUGGAGGCGGGGUCUCGUUGCGCCCAGUGUGCUUUUGUCAAUAUUGGCCCCACACGUAGCACUACCACCCGGCAUUGACAAUCUAAAAUGUAAUAAAGAUAAGGGUCCUUCUGUUGAAGGAAGUCCUACGGAUAGUAUGACUGUGAUAACCUUCGGUAGGACUGCUGAAGAACCCGGUGUACCUGAAGCUGUUUCGAAGGUGGAAGUCCAGCAAAAUGAAGACGCGAGCCUACUUUUUGCUCCACUAGAGCUGAAAGGAUUGGCCUUAUUAAGCCUAAGCGAUGAAAGUGUGGGAAAUUUGAUUGACGACAAGGACUUUCUGGAUAUGCUGGCCAAGUUGGAAGGAAAAUCAGGAAAGAAGCUGCUCUUUGACGUUAAAAGUGAUGAGCAUGAAUGGGAUAUUAAGAGUGAGUACUGCCAACUAGUGGAUGCCUCAGAACGUGAGCAACGGGCUUCUGACUUCAUCCGAUUUGCCUCGGAGCUACACAGCCGCCAGGAUGAUAGUACCGAAAGUCAGCAAUCAGCCAUUGAUGCUCUACUUCUCGCUGCUGAAUGCCACGUUAAUCCAUUUUUUAUGAUAUCCUCCAAAGAGUAUAACAAUUUGGUAAAUAAAUUAGAAGGCGAGUCUCUUGCAAAUUCCAAUAAGGCCGCUCCCAGGGAUCUCCUUGGAUCAGACUUGCUCUCCCGGCUAGAAGAAGAUCGAGAUAAAGCCGUCUUGAACAUACUAACGUGCGCAGCAGAAUGGGACACUCUUGGAGCAAGUGUUGGCGAAGGCUCGAACAAAGAUGAGGAUAGCUUUGCAAACAGUGAUGGAAUGUCCUGUGACAUCAGCGUUGAUGAAGAAGAUAAACAACUUGAAGAUGCAGUUACAUUGGUUCGUCAACGCCAGGGAAUGCUUUGCCGAUUUCUCGUGCGCCAGCUUCAGAGAGAUCGUCAUAACCUAUAUGAGGUUUUGUUACAAGGCCUUCUUUUUGUACUUCAUUCCGCUACUCAACUUUCAUCAACCCCAGAGGAUGUGAUCGAUGUGAUUUUAGGAUGUGCAACUCGGUUGAAUGCUUCAUUGGUGGAGUACCAUAAUCAAGGACAGAACGGAAUCCUUUCUCUUGGGCCAGGCACCUUUCAUGGUGUUCGUCGCCAAUGGGUGUUGUUACGCAAGCUUGUGCUCUUGGCAAGUGGCGGUGACGUUCCUGAAGAUAAAAGCUUGUCUCUAUCCCUUCAAAUGAGCAAGCUGCAUCAAGACUUGAUUCCUGGCUCAGCAUGGAUCUCCACCAUCUCGCAAUUCGCCUCAUCACCUUAUCCUCUGGUUCGUUACACUGGCUGGAUGGGAGUGGCACAGUAUGCUCAAUCUCAUACCGAUAAUGGUGUUCCUCUCAUUGCAGACAUUCAAGAUCUGUCCUCGCUGCUUCUGAUAUUUUCUGAUGAACUUUUUUCAAUCGAGUUCUUGAAAUACAAAGAAGCAGGUGAAAGUAACGCAGCAGUUAAAGCUUCUCUUGGUGCUGCGACGAGCAGUCCUAUUGGUAAAUUCGAUCAACCUAAAGAAACUGAUCCCGGAAAACUCGUGAAAGUUCUGUAUCCUGAACUUAGUCGUGUGUUUCCAAGCUUAAGAACCGAGUUCAGUCAGUUCGGGGACACAUUACUCCAAUCGAUAUGUGCACGUAUUGAAGUUAUCCCUCGCAAUUUUGUUCCGGACAUGCUAAGCUGGUUCUCUGAGGUUUGUUUACAGCCGUUUCCUGCUCGACAGGAGAUGAGAGGUUUUACUCUUGGGAAUGCCCGUUACAUAAUCAUGCGUCUUCUGGAGGUGAUUAUGCUAGAACAUGUGGAAGCCAUACUACCUGAGCUUUCUCGGGUGUUUCAAGUUGUAACAUCAUUAUGUUCUAGUAGUUACUGUGAUGUGACGUUGUUGGAGACGGUUCUGAACGCUCUUAAGCCUAUAAUCUCUCAUGCGAUUUCAGAUGCUUCAGAUGCUGGAGAGUCAUCCGUGGAAAUCUUAUCCUAUCAGAUCAUUAUGCAGCAGCUUAAGUUUGUAAUGGACAAGUCUAAAGAAGGAAGCGGAGCACAAGAUGCCCUUUUUCUCUUUCUUUGUGGAUUCCUUCUUUCCAGUAUAUCUUAUACAAAACGCAUCAAUGUCCUGACUGCACUUAAGUCCUGGGUCACCUCUAGAAACUUCGGUACAAGUGCCGUUGGAUUUCCGCUCGAUACUCUUUCUGCUAUACAAAAGAUACUGAAUGAGUGCCUUGCUCUACUUAAAGAGAUUGCCGGUGAGAGUAAUUUACUCUUACCGAAGAGAAAUCAUGCCCCUGAAAAACAGGGAUUACACUCUUUUGUUGAUGGUGCAAAUUCAUCGGUUACAUGUGAGGCGCUGGAUAAUCCCCUAGGAGGUGAGACCACAGAUGGUACUGUAGCUAACGAAAAAGAUUCUGAAGCUGUUAGUGGGGAUGUGGGUGCAGCGGAAGUUGCUGAGACAUUGGAUGUACCUGAAGAUCCUAAAGAACAGGACAUUUCACAAUCUAUACGUGAUAAAUCCUCCUUGGAUAAGCUGGGGUUUAGACAGAAAGUUCAAGAACUGAUACUCGCAUUGGGUCCAGGUUUAGAAAUGUCAAUGAAACUACACCCAAAAAUGACCUCCAGUGUAGCGGUAGCAGCAGCUCAAUGUUUAUAUUAUGCAGGUGUCACGCAAGAUGCUAUAAGCUAUCUGUCUACGAAAGCACUGGCCUUAUCCAUACACACCCUUCAGAACGCCCAUUGCUGGCAAGUAGCUAGUACGUGCGUGGAGUAUUUACUCUCUUUGCCAUCGUUAUGUGGUACUUACCAGGAAGUCUGCACGAUUUUUGAGGAACAAUGCACUCGUGCUCCGAGGGUUGCGUGGCGAUUGUUACCUAUUCAGUGGUUGCCUAAAGCCUUCACUGUGGAGUCAUUGGCUGGGGCAUUAGGCGCAUUGAUACAGCUCCUGAGUACGAUGUUAGAACAUCCUGAGCCAGAACAACGUGCAGGUGUUCUACAACAGAUUCAAAAAGUAAUCGACGACGAGGAAAAGAAUUUGAGUUACAGGAGUGAAACUGCAGAUGAUUUGGGAGGGAAAAGAUCUGCUAUUGCGGCUUUUGUAUCAGCUAUGUGGAUCCCUGUUGUCACAACUGCGACUUCAGAUGCCUCGGUUCGGUUAAGGAGGCAAGCUUCAGAAGUUCUGAUCAAAAUGGUACCUUAUGCGGAGAGUUCUCAGCUGCGGUCUCUGUUGGUUUCAUUUGAUAUGAUCUUCAAGUCCGGACCUCUCACCCAUACGGGUCUAUCGCUGCUGGCACGUGUUUGUCUUUACUCCAAAACUCCCGAUUAUGAGAUCAUACCAUCUCGAGUCUGGAAUAGUAUUGAAGCUUUGGCGCUAUCAAAAUCUGGAGGUAAGUUUUUGGAUAAAGAGAGAGAAAUUUGUCAGGCUCUUGUUCAGUUGCGGAAUGAAGAAGAAAAUGCCAAAGAGCAUACGCUUAAGGUGCUAACAGGCUCUCAGGAGAUUGCUCAGCCGUAUUCAUUUUCUAGUCCGUUGCGUGAGGCCGUUGUGGAAGUACUGGCUAGAUUGAGUGUGCUACGUUCGAAGGCUGAAAUUUCUACUUCUGCAGCUGUACAAGAAGCUGUGGAGCUGGAGGAAGCAGAAAUCGAACUUGAGCUUUUAAGAGAAGAAUGUGCAGCUAGAGGUGGGGACGGUGGAGCGCUAACUAACACCUUGGACUUGACUUAUGGGAAAGGUUUCUCUUCUGAGAGCGCCAAGGAUCGUCUGAAGCAGAUACGAGCUCAAAUUAUUGCAGAAGAAUAUUCAGCUGCAAAAGCUGAAGUAGCUGCUCGGCGUGAAAAGCAGCGCAUUGCUCGCAGUAAUCGGCAGAAGGCCUUGGAAGAAGCAACUCUGCGUGAAAUGUCUCUUCUUCAAGAGCUUGAGAAGGAAAGAGCAGCAGAAGCAGAAAGAGAUAUUGAAAGGCAGCGGAUGUUGGAGAAAGAGCGUGCUAAAACUCGAGAGUUGAGGCUUAGCUUAGACAUCGAAGCAGAACGGCGUUCCCAGAAGGACUAUCAAAGAGAACUGGAGCUAAGAGACACAGGUGUUGUGCGGACAUCAUCCCGCAGGGAAUUUGCAAGUAACACUACACCAAUCAGUCGCCCGCGGGAGAGGUACCGAGAACGAGAAAGGGAGACUCAACGGUCAGGACAGGAGGGCGCUGCUCGGGCAAGCAGUGACUCAGGCGCGCGUGAAAAUGCUACGACGCCUCCUGCAACUCCAACUGCAGCAACCACCAAUGUGUCGUCUGCAUCUGCAUCGACAACAACAGCAAGUGCCAAUACCUCAUCUUCUCGUGUCUAUGGAGGACCCUCGUCAGGUCUAGGUCGAGAAAAUGCGCGUGACCGGGAGCGGGAACGGGAACGAGAUCGAGAUCGUGACCGAAGUGAUGAGAGAGGAGGGUUUGAAGACCUCGGAGAAGGCAAUGGGGUAUCUCGGGAAACAGGUGACGGGGCUGCUUUGAAUGACGAUGGAGUUUCAGGUGUUGAAGGAAGCACUGCUGGGACAGUCGGCAGCAGCCACAGGCAAGGGCCAAGGUCUGCUCGACCUAGGCAAAUUGUGGAGCGGCGAGAGAGAGAUGGAAGACGUGAGGGCAAAUGGGAGAGGAAGCAAACUUAAUUUCUUUUUUUUCUCUUUCUCGCUUCUCUGAAUAGCUCGAUUGCCAUUUCUGAGAUCAACGAGUCGCAUGACAUGGUCGAGGAUCAGAGAUUUUCUCCCUUGGUAUCUCACGUGCUACCAAUUGCGAAGUCUAAUGCUGUUGAGCCCAUAUAAGUUUGAAGCGAUAGCUUUCUCAUUUGAUGGGACGUCGAAAGCUUUGUUGAAGGUUUAAGCCCACGAUAGGUCAUGUUGUAGAUUGUACCAGUUGAGGCAAUUUCCUCACACAACUGGUCCUAAGUAAGGUUUUAAGCUCAUCAUCUGGGCAUUCUUUGUACAGGCUAUUUGCAUUCAAUGUCGGUUAACGCUUUUUUAGUUUUACCAAUAA
Molecule: messenger RNA, 7251 nt
Organism: Physcomitrium patens
Lineage: Eukaryota; Viridiplantae; Streptophyta; Bryopsida; Funariales; Funariaceae
Source: RefSeq, a predicted model, not a curated record